Messenger RNA from Arabis nemorensis, 867 nucleotides. Lineage: Eukaryota; Viridiplantae; Streptophyta; Magnoliopsida; Brassicales; Brassicaceae. The record is from the annotation of a GenBank genome assembly.
AUGAAAGCUGCUGCUUCUCCCUCUAAAAUCGCAAAUCUCAGCUUCCCUUCUGGCCGUUGCGCACUAUUCUUCCGAUCACCGGCGAAUUUUUUGUCGCCGGCAUUGUCUUCCUCGAUACCAACUUCUCGUCGGAAGCUGACAAGAGGAAGAAGUGGUAUUGAAGGAUUGAUGUCUAAGUCUUUUUCAUCAUCGGCACAAUCAAUUUCAUCUCAACCGGAAUCGGAUUUAACUCAGGUUCAGUUACCUACUCCGAAGCCAAAACCUCCGCCUCCACAGUUUCCAUGGCUUAUCGUUGGUUUGGGUAAUCCGGGGAAGAAGUAUCAGGGCACUCGCCACAAUGUUGGGUUUGAGAUGGUGGACGCUUUGGCUGAUGCAGAAGGGAUAUCAAUGAACACCGUUAACUUCAAGGCCUUGUUUGGGAAAGGCGCUAUUGGAAAUGCACCGAUUAUGCUGGCUAAACCUCAAACUUUCAUGAACGCGAGUGGUGAGUCUGUUGCACAAAUUGUUUCAUUUUACAAAGUCCCGCUAAAGCAAGUACUUGUGAUUUACGAUGAUUUAGAUUUGCCCUUUGGUAAACUGCGUUUAUUGCCAAAAGGUGGUCACGGAGGGCACAAUGGGAUGAGAAGUAUUGUAGAUCGCCUCAAAGGGAGCCGCGAUUUCCCUCGUCUAAGAAUAGGGAUCGGACGGCCUCCAGGGAAGAUGGAUACAGCCAGUUACGUCCUUCGUCAGUUCAGCAGACAAGAACAGGACGAGUUGGAUCAUACAUUCCAAACCGGUGUAGAGGCAAUAAGGAUUCUUUUGCUUGAGGGGAUCAACAAAAGUGCAACCUUUGUCAAUACUCAAAAAUCUAUGGAACAGCUCAGUUAA